Macrosteles quadrilineatus (aster leafhopper) is the source of this 1488-nucleotide messenger RNA. RefSeq lists its product as uncharacterized. The transcript has a single exon. Bases 1 to 1488 code for a protein of 495 amino acids. The record is from RefSeq and is a predicted model, not a curated record. Lineage: Eukaryota; Metazoa; Arthropoda; Insecta; Hemiptera; Cicadellidae.
AUGUAUCGUCAAAUAUUAGUACAUCCAGACGAUCAGAAAUACCAGCUUAUCUUAUGGCGUAAUAACUCUUCCCAGGACCUCUCCACCUACCAGCUGGCUACAGUCACAUAUGGGGUCAACAGCAGCCCCUAUCUCGCUAUUAGAACGCUUCAUCAGCUAGCUAAAGACGAGGGUGAGGCGUUUCCUGCUGCUGCUCAAGUUUUAACUUCCAAUACGUAUGUUGAUGAUAUAAUCGCAGGUGCUGACACGGUCGAAGAUGUUCUAGAACUUCAAAGCCAGAUAAUUAGCCUUCUGUCCCGUGGUGGAUUUGAACUCCGGAAGUGGUCAUCCAACGCUAAGGAACUCCUUCAAGCUCUGCCCCAAGAACAUCUUGAAUUACCUGUAUUUCUGGAACAUGCUAAAGAACCUCUAUUUUCAAUAUUAGGACUGCAAUGGUCACCAGUUUCUGAUUGUUUCACUUUCAAUAUACAUUUCUCUGAUGCAGCUAAUGAGACACCCACCAAACGUCGUGUGCUCAGCUUGGUUGCUAAAAUCUACGACCCGUGUGGCUUUCUAGCUCCGUGUACAAUGCAAGCAAAAUGCUUUAUACAGCUGCUCUGGACCACAGGAUUAAACUGGGACGAAGAGCUCUCAAGUGACUUAACUUCAAUAUGGCAAAACUUUGUAACUAAUACUCAAUCUCUCUCCAAUAUUCAGAUCCCCAGAGCAUUCCAGUUUUCAGUUUCAAGCGCUAUUGAACUUCACGGCUUCUCAGAUGCCUCAGAAAGCGGUUAUGCCGCAGUUCUCUAUUUCAGAUGCAAACUCUCAUCCGGUGAUGUCACUGUACGUCAAAUAUUGGCGAAAACUCGUGUAUCUCCACUAAAACGAGUCACUCUACCUCGUCUCGAGCUAUGUGCUGCUCAUCUCCUUGCUCAACUAGCAUCAUACUGCCUCUCUAUGUUUACAAAUAAAGUUACAUUCUCUCGUACUGUUCUAUGGUGUGACUCUUCCAUCACUCUAACGUGGCUUCAAACACCACCAUACAGACUGAAAACUUAUGUGGCAAACAGAGUAGCUCAGACUCAAGAACUUUUCCCCUCACAUUGCUGGCGUUACAUACCCAGUCAGGAUAACCCCGCAGAUUGCGCCUCUCGGGGAAUAACUGCCACUCAGCUCCAAAAUCACCCCUUGUGGUGGACCGGGCCAUCUUGGCUCUCUCAGCCUUGUGAAGACUGGCCUAAUAGACAAUUUACACCUGUCAAUUUAGAUAACUCAGAAGAAACAAAAGGGGCUGAACUUUUUGUCUUCACUUCGAACUCCAACCCUGAAUGGGAACUUUUGACAAGAUUUUCCUCGUGGACUAAACUCGUACGCAUUACAGCUUACAUUCAUCGCUUCGUUUACAAUGCGAGAAGAUCGAACAAGCUGCGAAGUUCUCUCACUACAAAUGAACUCAAGUCAUCAACCACAAAAAUUAUCCAACUUGUUCAAAAAUCAUGUUUUUUCUGA